This is a messenger RNA of Paramacrobiotus metropolitanus, 1836 nucleotides long. RefSeq lists its product as uncharacterized. The record is from RefSeq and is a predicted model, not a curated record. Gene Ontology annotation, biological process: protein phosphorylation. Gene Ontology annotation, molecular function: ATP binding; protein serine/threonine kinase activity; protein tyrosine kinase activity. Bases 398 to 1459 code for a protein of 353 amino acids. The transcript is spliced from 2 exons. Gene Ontology annotation, cellular component: cytoplasm. Lineage: Eukaryota; Metazoa; Tardigrada; Eutardigrada; Parachela; Macrobiotidae.
ACGGCUAGGCAGGCUCAGCUGAUGGUGAGUCAGAACCAAUCUCUCUCUGGCUUUCGCUACUGUAUGAACCUGUAAACGUUGCUCGAGCACUCUGCACUAUUCUGCAGCACAUGGACCGCUUUCCGGCUCAGAUUCUGCAGUGUGCACUGUGCAAUAAUAAUCCAUCUGGGAGACGUGUGUUUUUUCUAGCGAAGUUAUAGAAUACUAGUAAUGGAAGUUAAUUCGUUACUUCCGUGGCUAUUGACUGGACGGACGUCGCGGAACCGUUAGUCACAGACACAGUAAUCGUUUUUGCUAUAACCGAUGGGAAACAUUCGUGAGCAUUCCGAGAAUUCCAGAGCCAUCACAAAAUCCGGGGUUCUAGUUCUUUUAAUGGAAUCAAGUGCAUUGGGAAAUCAUGAAUAUGGAUCACGGCACCAACCGCACGAAUGCAACAGACUCCUGGAUCUUUCCAGAUAUUCCCACAUCUGGUAUUCGCAUCAUCUACCUGGAGCAGUGGGAACCGUGGGCCAGUCAAUCACACGGCGGUGUCCAUAAAGCAUUACGGACCGAUACGGGUGAAAUAAUUGUUGUUAAGACGGUCGACGUGGAUGGAAGGGGUGAUAUGUCCUGGAAGGAGGACAACGAAACGCGAAACGGCCUACUUGAUACUCUCAAAUCGCAUUUUGAGUUCAUAAAACACCUGCGCCAUCCGAACAUCGUGCACCAUCUGCAUUACCAAGAGCAGAUGAAGGGAGAACAACGACUGUAUGGCUUUGAAAUUUUCAUGGAGCUUUUCGGAAGGAGCACACUGCAUAACAUGGCCUGCUCAGUGGAGCUUACCUCCGUACAAAUCCAACACAUAAUGCGACAGGUUGUCGACGGUCUGGCCUAUCUGCACGAACACCAUUGUGCUCACCGUGACCUUCGAGGUUGUAACAUCCUGGUGGCGCCAACAGGAACGAACGAAUACAAAGUAAAAUUAGCGGGUCUGGGAAACAUCAAAGACGCGACCGGUAAAUGGGCUUAUCGUCGCGAUUACAGAUACAUUCGUUUUUUCGCGCCGGAGCGCCUCUUGUUCGACCGUAGCCCGCCGCGAUACCAACCACCGGGAGCAGCGAGUCGGCGAAACAAGCGCCUGGACGUGUGGAGUUUAGGGUGCGUUGUCCUGGAGGUGGUGAAUCGAGGCUGGCCGGAAUACUUUAAAACAGAUUACCAAGGUCAGCGGGUGAAACUGGAGAUGGACAAUGUGGUUGGCCUCCUGUGUGUCGUUAUAGAACAGGAGGGCUCGCCGGAAAUCUCCGAUGCAUUACCGGAAGCAGUGCGCAGUUUUAUUGAGAAAUGCCUGGUCCGUGAGCCGCGCAAUCGCCCGAAGGUGGAGGAUCUUAAAGGGCAUGAAUUUCUGACUGCGCCAGAGGAUGUUGUUGGGAAUUGGAUACUGCCUCCGCGCACAGUUUCACGCGACGAUUUUGUUUAUUAACUGUUGUACAUACGUAGUUUUGCGCUAGUUAUCACCAGGAGUGCCCUUACAGUUUCACUUCACAUUCUGAUAAUUUGCAUUUAGUUACGUAUUCCUACUGUAACUAUUUUUUUCUAAUAACGUUGCGAUACUACAUAUUUAAAUCUCGAAGUGUUAUGUUUUAAAUCUUACAGUUUUUAAAGCAAAGUGUCAUAUAAUUAGACUUGCGUAAUCUGCCAGUUAUUCUAUUAUUAUAAUUUUGCUGAUUCGCAAAGCAUUUUGUAUGAAAUCCUGUCGGUGCCGGUCUUCGGCACAUGUUGAAAUAUACUGCAAUCUGAGGCUUUGCUCCGAUGAAGAGCUUUAUUGGGUCACCAUAAGAAAGAAAGCAACACCUUGAA